Messenger RNA from Daktulosphaira vitifoliae (grape phylloxera), 1447 nucleotides. RefSeq names its product GTP-binding protein 10 homolog. Bases 169 to 1365 code for a protein of 398 amino acids. Gene Ontology annotation, molecular function: GTP binding; GTPase activity. The record is from RefSeq and is a predicted model, not a curated record. The transcript has 7 exons. NCBI's taxonomy places the organism in Eukaryota, Metazoa, Arthropoda, Insecta, Hemiptera, Phylloxeridae. Gene Ontology annotation, cellular component: mitochondrion.
UAAUGAAAAUUAUCUAUCAAUUAAAUUAUGACCACAAUUUUUUAAGUAAAAGUUUUAUAGAAAAUUUAAAAAAUAUUAUUCGUGUUAAUACUGAAAAUUUUGUAACCAAAAACUCAUGUUUUGGUCAGAAUUUUAUUUAUAUCAGUGUACUAUUUGUUUUUUCAUAAAAUGAGUUAUUCUUUUAAAAAUGUGUUGUAUCGUUUUAAUAUAAAUGUUCGGUACAGUAGUUCGUUAAAAAUUAACAGUAAACCUUUGCGCAAUCAUUUAAAACAUAAUUCCAAGUUUUUAGAUUCAUUGCGAAUUCAUGUUAAAGGAGGAACUGGCGGUUUUGGAUACCCCAAAUAUGGUGGCCUUGGGGGUAAAGGAGGUGAUGUUUGUUUAGUAGCUACUGAAGGUAUGACACUUAAAGAAUUUUUAACUAAAUAUCCUCAUAAAAAGUUACAAGCUGAAACAGGUGGCAAUAGUCAUUCCAGACGUAUACUAGGAUUAGUUGGACAAGAAAAAAAGGUUAAUGUUCCCAUAGGUAUUUCUGUGUAUGAUGACAAUAAUAGAUUGAUUGGUGAUUUAAAUGAAGAUAAAUCAGAGUUAAUUGUUGCUAAAGGAGGAGAAGGAGGUUGUAAAGUAAAUGGCUUCUGUGGUAAAAAAGGAGAAAGCCGAUCUAUCAAACUUGAAUUAAAGCUCAUUGCUGAUGUUGGUCUAGUUGGCUUUCCAAAUGCUGGAAAAUCCACUUUACUUAAAUCUAUUUCAAAUGCUAAAACAAAAAUUGCAUCUUAUCCUUUUACCACACUCAGGCCAAAUAUUGGUAUUAUGUCUUAUAAAGAUCUACGCCAAAUAUCCAUGGCCGAUUUACCAGGACUUAUAGAAGGUGCUCAUUGUAACAUUGGAAUGGGUCACAGAUUUCUGAGACAUGUAGAACGUACUAAGUUAUUACUUCUAGUAGUUGAUAUCAAUGGUUUUCAGUUGAGUCCUUUAAAAAAGUUUCGGUCAUGUUUGGAUACUAUAGUACUACUCAACAAAGAACUUGAAUUGUAUAAAGAAGAUUUAUUAGAAAAACCAGCUAUGCUACUUAUUAAUAAAAUGGACACUGAAGGUGCUAAAGAAAAAUAUUUAGAAAUUCAAGAAAAAAUAGAAAAUUUAAAUGAUGCUAUUUAUUUAUAUCCUGAAGAUGUAAGACCAAAAAAAGCAAUAAAGUUUGAUGAAAUUUUACCAAUCUCAGCAAAAAAUGAACCAGGAGAUAUUGAAUAUGUUAAAACAAUUAUUCGCGAUAUUUUGGAUAUCAAAGAAGAAAUAAAUAAUGUUACUGAUAAUAAGUCAUUGAAUAAACUUAAAGAUAGUUUAAGAGAACGAGGGCCUGUAUUAGUGUAAAUGCCUUUUUUAAAUUCUAUUUUCGUUUUAAUUAUUGUUAUAAAUAUUUUCAUGUAAAUCAAAUAUAUGGGUUUAUAUUGUA